Messenger RNA from Acromyrmex echinatior (Panamanian leafcutter ant), 2482 nucleotides. It is a transcript of the gene Pex5, whose product is annotated as peroxisomal biogenesis factor 5. Gene Ontology annotation, cellular component: cytosol; peroxisomal membrane. Lineage: Eukaryota; Metazoa; Arthropoda; Insecta; Hymenoptera; Formicidae. Gene Ontology annotation, molecular function: protein binding. Gene Ontology annotation, biological process: protein import into peroxisome matrix, docking. The record is from RefSeq and is a predicted model, not a curated record.
CGCGCGUUCGAUCGGCGAGAGUUCAGUCCUCUUCGUACUUUUCCCCUUCUCCAAUUGUUCCAGUGCAAAGUCUCGAUCGCCAAAAUCUUGCUGCUCUGUAAUGUUCUGAGAAAACACGUCACGAUAACGCUGAGUGUCACAACAAGGACGGAACGGACGAAAGCGACGAGGAAAUACCGAGGAAUCCAAUAACAAUAUAAAACGAUGGCAUUUCGUGAAUUAGUAGAAGGAGAUUGUGGAGGUUCCAGCUCUCUGAUACAUUUGGCAUCACAUUAUGUGCGAGAUCAUGGCUUCAAGGAAGAAGGAAUUCAUCGACCGUUUAGUUCGUCAGAAACGUUCCAAACACCGGACGCAGAUCAAUUGGUCCAACAAUUUUUAGAGGAACCUGCCUGCCCACAGACAUUUCGAAUGGAUAAUCUAUUACAAGAAAUGAGGGAAAUAGAUCAGAGUAUUCAUCCUCCCAAAACUGGACCUGAGAUCAUAAGGGAAUUAAAGAAUGACUUGGACAAAGCUUGGGGACCUUAUCUUACAUCUCUUACAUCAGACAAAAUAAGGGAUCAGAUUCAUUCAGGUCUUCAUUCAGAAACUGGACCUGAGAACAUAACGGAAUUACAGAAUGAUUUAAAUGCAGCUUGGGGAAAUCCUUAUCUUACAUCUCUUACAUCAGACGAAAUAAGGGAUCAGAUUCAUUCAGAUCUUCAUUCAGAAACUGGACCUGAAAGCAUAACGGAAUUACAGAAUGAUUUAAAUGCAGCUUGGGGAAAUCCUUAUCUUACUAAAUCUCUAGAUGAACUUCAUGCAGACGAUAUAUGGAGUGCAUCUAUUUUGCCUGUUCAAGAGGAAGAAGGUACAAAUUAUGAGAUAAAUGAAUUUGGAUUAGAUCCAAAAUGGGCAGAAGAUUUUCUGGAAUAUAAGACGGAUGCUGUACAGAACAUUACUAAUAAAAAUGAUAUUGCUCAAAUUAAAGAAGAUGAAGAGCCAAAAUUGGCAUACUCAAGGUUUAUGAAAUUCAUGGAACGAGAAGGUGAUAUUCCUAUAGAAAGCAAUCAAGCAGCAAUCAACUUGGAUGGUACAAGCGAGGAAUGGAUAGAACAAUUUAUAGAAAAUGAUGCAACUAAUCUCAAUGACAAUACAGUUUUGAAUAAAGUAGAAGAAGAAUUAGAAUUUGCAGGUACAUGGAUAGACGAAUUUGUAAAGGAAAAUCCUGUUGCAGGAAAUAAUAUGGAAUCAUUAUGGAAACGAUUUCAAGAAGAAUGGGACAAGAUCUCUGCAGAUGGAAACUCCUAUACGCACCCGUGGGUAUCAGAAUUCGACACAUAUUAUGAUCCAUUUAAUAAGGAAUAUGAUUUCUCUGAGACAAAUCCUAUGAAAGAUUUGCCAAAUGCUUUGGCAGAAGGCAAGAAACGACUAGAGGCAGGUGAUUUACCAAGUGCUGUACUAUGUUUUGAAGCUGCCGUUCAACAGGAUGAAAAUAACAUUGAAGCCUGGCUACUUCUUGGCAAAACACAAGCUGAAAAUGAGCAGGAUCCUUUGGCCAUCUCUGCUUUAAAUCGUUGUCUGUGUUUGGAUCCAUCGAACAGCGUUGCUCUCAUGACAUUAGCAGCUUCCUAUGCAAACGAGUCUUAUCAAAAGCAAGCCUGCCUAACACUAAAGGAAUGGUUAUUAAAGAAUGAAAAAUACAAACAUCUUGCAAGUUCAGAAUCUAAUAUUAAAAAAGAUGAACAUCCGAAUUUCAAUGUGUCUACUUUAUUAUACGACAAAAUAUAUGAUGAAGUCAAAGAUCUAUAUAUUCAAGCCGCAAGAAUGAAUCCUCGAGAUGAAAUUGAUGCGGACGUACAGUGUGGAUUAGGUAUAUUGUUCAAUUUAUCGAAUGAUUACAACAAAGCUGUGGAUUGUUUUCAAACAGCGUUGCACGUGCGUCCCGAUGAUUCCAGAUUGUGGAAUAGAUUGGGAGCUACUCUAGCUAAUGGUCAACGAUCAGAAGAAGCUGUAAAUGCGUAUCAUCGUGCCUUAGAAUUAUCACCUGGAUUUAUUAGAGCACGUUACAAUCUCGGCAUAUCUUGCGUUAAUCUUGCAGCGUAUCAGGAGGCAGGUGAGCACCUUUUGACAGCAUUGAACCAACAAGCUGCUGGAAGAGGUCCACAAGCUAAUAGUGUACCUCCUAAAGCAAUGUCGAAUACAAUAUGGUCAACGUUAAGAUUAGUUAUAUCAUUGAUGCGUAAAUAUGAUUUAAUGGAAGCCGUAGAAAGCAGAGAUUUACCAAGACUAAACAAGGAAUUUGGAAUAAUGUAAACGGACGCAAAUACUAUCAGGGUUUAUACAAUAGUUCAUUUUUAUAUGGACUAUUUAGAAAUACAUUCGGAAUUACAUAGGUAAUCAACAAAUAAUAGAAUGUCUUCGAUAUACUCUAGCAUUUAAUUAAAUUCUAAGAUAUUCUAAUUAAACAAAAAAAUGUACAUACAAAUAGAUGACAUUUAAGAUA